CUUCUUUUGGUUGCAUCUCAAGCUCGUGUCUCUCCAAGCAUAUCUCAUCUCAGCCCUUCCUCGUGAGCCUUUCCCGGUGCAUAGCGCCACUCUCGUUCAUAUCCCUGUCCGCCCCAGCUGUCCCUCUCACUAAAGUUAUUACUAUUUUGAAACGCGCAGUUGUAUACUUCUGCUUACCCUGCCUCCAUGAAUUCCUCCGACUCUGGAUUUUUUGAAUCCUCUUCCUCGAGGACACGCUCUCUGCUACGGACACAUACUGCCUUGCGUCCUGGACUUGUUAUUAACCGUCGGAGUCUGCAGGUUUUCUCACAUAAGAACUCAGAAAUCCCACGCAGGCCUUCUAGUCGGCCUUCUAGUCGGCCUCAACACACCUCUGGACCGACCGUCAUGCUGAACGUGUCGUCCUCGUCCUCGCCCACAAAAUCGGUUAAGAGAGGGAAGACGUCAGCUAUCAAAGGCAAGCCAACCAAGAGAUCGGGUACUGUCUUGCGCGCUGUUCCAUCGGCCACCGCUUGUGCAACGGCUCCCCUCUCCCCACUAGAGCAAGACAUGGCCACCCUACCCAAUCAGGAAAUUCUCACAAACAUUGCUCGCAUAUCACCAACCUCAGAUGGCCUGUCAGCUACUCGGUCACUUCCUCAAAACAUUACCUCUCGCCCCCGGGCCCGCAGCAGCAGUGCUGUGCUCUCUCCUAUCCAGGCUGGGACGGAAAUGAAGUUCUUCUCCGGUAGUACCGACCCGAGAGCCAUUAUUGGCACUUACAAACAUGGAAUAUUCCACUGGGAACAUAAGGACAAGACGUCCAUCGACACCCAAAGCUUUCGACCCGCCGGAUCUGUCCGGUCAGAGCCUCAUUCACCAAGCUCUAGGAAGAGUCGGAGACCUAGGAUACAAGUGAUAAUCCCUGACGACCAGCGCAAUCGGCCACUUCCGUCCCUACCAUUUUUUAACCACACCAAGAGUCGAUCAGCUUCCGCCGAGAUCGUAUCUGGUCAUGAGAUCUCGCCACCCUCUGGAUCCAAAAGCACUCGAGUUCGCGACUCCAUGGUCUCUCCUCUUAGCGCACAACAACACCAACAACAACCACAGAACCAGUUGAUGUCAUCGAUCAAUGCUAACAUUUCCAAUACCCAACGCGAAUCCUCAGGCAAAAACAAUGCUCCUUCUCACUCCAACUCGUCUGACGAAUCUCAUGCAGACGAUGCAUCGUCAGUUUACAGCCAGCCGUCGUCAAUGACAAGUAACGAAGCUACCAGUCCUCCAGGGGACGAACAGCAAAACAAUCUCCGGAAACGCACAGUCACCCGAACAUUCUCCAUUAAGUCGCCCGUGGACGUAGGAAUUUUUGAUGACGAAGCACGUGUAGUUCCUAAGUCCGUAAAUGCAAGCGCUGAAACCGGACCUUAUAAUCCGUCCCCGAUAAGCACGCCACCACGUCGUUAUGCGCCCCAUCCACCCAUUGAAGAGGAUGCGAUGUUUCAACCCACUUGCCCGCUUCGGCCGGCGCGCAAGCCUUCAAAUGAUUUACCUCGUCGACAGCCAUCCACGCGCAGGUCAUUAAAUCGCAGCAUUCGUCGCAGGAGCCUUGCGUCCAACCCAAAGAUGGGAGUCUUGAACCAAGCAAUGUCGCGCUCAGAGUCCAAGCAAAUCUCAAAUGGAAUUCCGAGCCCAACUCUUAGCGAAGCGGAAAAUGAUCUUGAGCAGCACCUCACCUCAUUUACCGAUGACAACCCGUUCAAGUGGGAUCAGUUGCUUGAAGGAACAAAAUCCAGCAACAAAGAACUCUCGGGUCCCCCCCCAGCUCUCCCCCGCAAAUCUAGCAAACGACAUUCACAGUUCGGUGCAUCCAACUUCCGCUUAUCUCAGGUACCUUGCGACCAUAUCGCUUCGCAACUGAAGAGGAACCGGUCGCUGGGAAAGGGAAAAGGCCUUACCAUCAACAUCCCUUCAAAGUCUAAGCGGGUGGUUGACUCUUUUGUUCUUUCACCGAUUCCUGGAAUUCCUGGCGUCCCAAUGAUUCCACCCAAAGCUACUAAACGAAGCAUCACACCAGGAGUUGCGGAGAACGUCAUCCUGGGGAUUUUGCAGAGUCUGGACUGUUUGGACGAUCUGUUCGCUACGGCCGUUGCUAACAGAGGCUUCUAUCGAGUAUUCAAGCGCCAUGAGCUCGAUUUGAUGAAAGCCACGUUGAGGAAAAUGUCGCCGCCUGCUUGGGAGCAUCGUGAAAUUUGCUACCCGGGGCAUGACCAGCAAACUCCAGAAGAUCUUGAGAGAGAAUGUCCAAGACGGGAUUACACGCCAACGACAUACCUUAAGUACUACAUGCGCGAUCUUUACAUCAUUGCUGCGCUCAAGUCGCUCAUCAAAGACAAGUGCCAAUCUUUUUUACGACCGGAGAUCUCCGUCGCGCUUGUGAGUAAUAAUGAAAUCGAGUCUUCACGGGUAGACGAUGCGUUGUGGCGCAUAUGGACUUUCUGCAAAAUAUUCGGGUCUGGGAAAGGACGCGAGGAAGACAUUGUAGCCCAGAUGGAUUGGCUGAAAGGUGGCGAGCUUGUCCACCAGAAGACGUGCACAUACAGUAUUCUGACCACGGAUUCCAUUGAUAUGAACGACACGUUGGCCAGUGCCCCGGAAUGUUUCGCAAAGGGAAACGAAGAUGGUUUGACUGCGGAAGAGCUGUUUGAUAUGAUGGAGCUAUGGAAUUGUCUGGGUGUAUUACUUCAGCCGUUUGAGGGUCGCACAAUACAGGCUCGGGAGCACGGCGUCUACGAAAACACAGAGGUUCGUGGAGGCGAUAUUGAUGGGGAAGAGCAGAUGCUAGAUGAAUGGUAUUAUUACCUUCUUACACUUGGUCUCUCCCCUGUCUUAGACCUUGCUGCUCCAUGUCGCCAGACAGACGCUUCAGCCUUUAUUCUAGCAUCUCAAAAUGGCUGGAUGAAUUGGAAGCCACCCAUCUUCGGCGGGACCCGCAGGAAUUUCCUUAAAGAAGCUGCGUCUCGUGUCUACGAAGACAAGAUUGCCAUUACCUAUGCCGAAAGCUCCACCAAAGAAGUUCAGCGUCAGCUUUCCAAGCAACGCAUUCAACGGCAUAUUACCGAACUUCGCAAACGCAAGAACAGUGGCGAGAGGAUGCCGGAGAUCCGCAUGAGUCAGGAGCGUCCCAUGAGUGAGUGGGAAGGGGUCAUGGACAAUCUUACCAAGCCUCGACCGCCUCCUCCGUCUUCUAACAUCGUCUCUUACAUUCCAUCUCUUCGAUCCGCUGCUCCAACUUCUGUCCUAGCUCAGCAACUUACCAUGACCGUGGCCGAACUCCCUGCAUCCAGGACACCACCACCACCUCCUCGCCCCCGAUCACCACCAAGGCGGGUUAUUGCCGAGCCUCUACUUCCUACACCACCCCCAUCUACUGUUCCUAGUGUUGCUGACUGGGAAGCGCGAAGCGUUGCACCAAGCAUGCCUUCUAUCGACGAACAUCCCAUUUUCCAAACCCGCACAGAAACUAUCCCAAGCAUGCCUUCUUUAGAAGAGCAUCCAGCAUUUACCCGCCAUCUUCGGCAGAUGAGUGGCAAUGGCCCUCCUCCUCAGACUUCUUCUUCCAGCACACCUUCUCUCGAAGAACAUCCUGCUUUCCAACAGCAUCCUCGCCAACAUGAAAUCUUCCAGAGCGAUGCCACACAGAACACUGCUGAAAAAGCCGUAUAUCGCAUCGUUGAGAUGGGGUUCACAGCCGAGCAGGCAAGGCAUGCUCUGCGCGUGACCGACCUUGGAGAUGGUCUCCGGGUUGAUCGCGCCGUUGAGUUGUUGCUUCGAGAAGUUUAAGUUUAAGUUUAUUGAUUUCCCUGCACAUAUUUAUGGCACUUUUUAUACACUCGCUUGAUAAUCCUGAAGCCUUUUCUUUCAAUGUCCUGCUACAUCUUUGGGGGUAUUGAAAUUGGAGUUUGAGCUUGAAUUUGACAGCAGCCUGGUUCAGGGAGUUUUCUGGAACAUGCUGCUUUGAGUCAACAUCGAGCGUUUUGCACGAGAUACCCAUCGUUUGGAUUAUUUUCUUCACAUAUCUUGUAUACCAGACGGAUUAGAGAUUGAACAGGAUUGGAUGAGAAUUGAGAUUCGUAUGAGGGUAGUCGCAUACAGAGAAACGUCACUCAAAACU
This is a messenger RNA of Lindgomyces ingoldianus, 4150 nucleotides long. RefSeq lists its product as uncharacterized. Lineage: Eukaryota; Fungi; Ascomycota; Dothideomycetes; Pleosporales; Lindgomycetaceae. Gene Ontology annotation, molecular function: protein binding. The record is from RefSeq and is a predicted model, not a curated record. Bases 187 to 3819 code for a protein of 1210 amino acids. The transcript has 2 exons.